AUGAAAACAAGCAUGCUUCGUCGGGAAUUCAAGAUACAAGGACAAAUCGGAGAGCCAGGGCAUAAAGAUAAACAAGCAUAUCAGUCACUCAUUUCACAGAUUGAAAUUGGGCUGCAAAAGGGUUACACAGAAGAGGAAAUUACCGAUGCUGUUGCUACAGCUGUUCAGGCUGGGUUACAACUACGAAGUUAUUUCGAGAGAAUAAAUGGGUUGACAUUACCACGGUAA
Messenger RNA from Paramuricea clavata, 228 nucleotides. The record is from the annotation of a GenBank genome assembly. NCBI's taxonomy places the organism in Eukaryota, Metazoa, Cnidaria, Anthozoa, Malacalcyonacea, Plexauridae.